Molecule: messenger RNA, 855 nt
Organism: Hypoxylon trugodes
Lineage: Eukaryota; Fungi; Ascomycota; Sordariomycetes; Xylariales; Hypoxylaceae
Exons: 5
Coding region: 1-855 (284 amino acids)
Molecular function (GO): carbon-sulfur lyase activity
Source: RefSeq, a predicted model, not a curated record
AUGGCAGAACAACCACCUCUCAAGAAAUACCGUGCUAAUUGCCAUUGCGCCGCCUACGUCUACGAAGUCAACCUUCCGGAGGUGAAGGCUGGUCUAGUAUGCAACUGCAGUUAUUGCUACAAGAGAGGAGGCAUUUUUCAAUGUCCGCCCGAUUCUAAUGAUAUUGCAUUUGUGAAGGGUGGUUACGGCACUCUAACGACCUAUCAUUUCGGGAAUACUAAGCAUCUGUUUUGCCCCAAUUGCUGUACCGACUUGUUCCGUGUGGACGACAAGUCUUAUGUGAAUCUACGAGCAUUUCAAAACUUCAAUGUGUGGGACCUUGAGACAAAACCCGAAGCAGUAUCACCAUCAGACUGGACACCCGCUAAAUUCACCGGCCAAGAACCCUCAGCUCAGAUCGAGGGAGCAAAAUUAUACACCGGUAGCUGCCACUGCGGCGCCAUCACACUCGCAUUGAAAUCAAAGCCCAUCGAUAGCACCUACGACGAAAAUCUCCUCGACUGCAAUUGCAGUAUAUGCAUCCGAAACGCAUACCUAUGGAUAUACCCCUCCAAGUCCCAAGUUUCCAUCCUCCCCAGCUCCCCAGAAAUCAUAGGAUACUACGCCUUCGGCCGAGACUACUGGCGCAAGACCUUCUGCCGGAUUUGCGGCGUGCCUAUCCAAAACUACCUUCCCAAUUACACACCCGAGGAAAUCGCCGCGUUUCCGCAAGAACACAAACGAGCCUGGGUCACGAAAUUUUUGAACUGGUCGCCGAUUAAUAUGCGCGUGUUAGAUGGGUUGGACUUAGAAGGGUUGCCGAUUAGACGGGUAGACGGCGCGGGGAAGGGUGUGCCUGCUUAUGUGAAUCCUUAG